AUGGCAAUCAUAGGGGAAUCAGCUCCAAAGAUCUGGGCGCAAGAGCGAUACUUCCACAAGGACGUGCAUCAUAUGCAAUUGAAGCAGCACACGCCUAGCAAAUUGCACGUCCGAAAUGGCGCUGAGCAACAUGCAGUGGUCAAAGACGAAGUUUCACCCAAAUCGAGUUCGCAUGCGAGAAGCAACGGAGACUUCGACGAUGUCGAGAAUGUGCAAUCAUUGAUGACACCACGACUUGCAAAGACCGAGCAGCUGUGGGAGGAGGAUCUUUCAGAAAGAAGGUAUGAUAGAGAGGACCGGAACUGUGCCUUGCGAUGA
Messenger RNA from Guillardia theta CCMP2712, 318 nucleotides. RefSeq lists its product as hypothetical. The transcript has 6 exons. The coding region runs from base 1 to 318 and encodes 105 amino acids. Lineage: Eukaryota; Cryptophyceae; Pyrenomonadales; Geminigeraceae. The record is from RefSeq and is a predicted model, not a curated record.